Molecule: messenger RNA, 2134 nt
Organism: Artibeus jamaicensis (Jamaican fruit-eating bat)
Lineage: Eukaryota; Metazoa; Chordata; Mammalia; Chiroptera; Phyllostomidae
Gene: TTC39C
Product: tetratricopeptide repeat domain 39C
Exons: 14
Coding region: 119-1855 (578 amino acids)
Biological process (GO): otolith morphogenesis; cilium assembly
Molecular function (GO): protein binding
Source: RefSeq, a predicted model, not a curated record
CCCGCCCGCCCGGCUCGGCGCAGCUCGGGACAGGUAGACGCAGCCGGGCCCCGGACGCGCGCGGGCCCGCAGCAGCCGCCCCACUUCGCCUCGGCCCUGCGCAGAGCCUCGCGCGCCCAUGGCCGGCUCCGAGCAGCAGCGGCCGCGGCGGCGGGACGACGGAGACUCGGCCGCGGCGCCCCUGCAGGACGCGGAGCUGGCCUUGGCCGGCAUCAACAUGCUGCUGAACAACGGCUUUAGAGAGUCGGACCAGCUUUUCAAACAAUACAGACAUCAUAGCCCCCUGAUGAGUUUCGGAGCCAGCUUCGUCAGUUUUUUGAAUGCCAUGAUGACAUUUGAGGAAGAAAAAAUGCAGUUGGCAUGUGAUGACUUAAAAACUACAGAAAAGCUGUGUGAAAGCGAGGAGGCUGGAGUAAUUGAAACAAUCAAGAAUAAAAUUAAGAAGAAUGUCGAUGUCCGAAAAUCCACCCCUUCCAUGGUUGAUCGACUUCAGAGGCAGAUAAUCAUAGCCGACUGUCAAGUUUACCUGGCUGUGCUCUCGUUUGUAAAACAAGAAUUGUCAGCAUAUAUCAAAGGUGGGUGGAUCCUUAGGAAAGCCUGGAAGAUUUACAACAAAUGCUAUCUGGACAUCAAUGCCCUCCAGGAACUGUAUCAGAAGAAGCUUACGGAAGAGCCCUUGACCUCUGAUGCUGCGAAUGAUAAUCAUAUUGUGACUGAAGGGGUGUCCGAGGAGUCUCUAAACAGACUGAAGGGUGCUGUUAGCUUUGGAUAUGGCCUUUUCCACCUCUGCAUAUCCAUGGUGCCCCCAAACCUGCUCAAAAUCAUCAACCUGCUGGGUUUUCCAGGAGACCGCCUGCAGGGCCUUUCUUCACUGAUGUAUGCGAGCGAAAGUAAGGACAUGAAGGCCCCUUUAGCUACAUUAGCUCUGCUCUGGUACCACACUGUAGUCCGCCCGUUCUUUGCCUUGGACGGCAGUGAUAACAAAGCAGGCCUGGAUGAAGCGAAGGAAAUUCUUCUCAAAAAAGAAGCUGCUUAUCCAAAUUCUUCCCUCUUCAUGUUUUUCAAGGGACGCAUACAACGAUUAGAGUGUCAAAUCAACAGUGCCUUGACUUCCUUCCACACUGCUUUGGAACUGGCAGUGGACCAGAGAGAAAUCCAGCACGUCUGUCUGUAUGAAAUCGGUUGGUGCAGCAUGAUAGAGCUGAAUUUCAAGGAUGCGUUUGAUUCCUUUGAGAGGCUAAAAAAUGAGUCCAGGUGGUCCCAGUGCUAUUAUGCCUACUUAACUGCGGUCUGUCAGGGAGCCACCGGUGAUGUGGAUGGGGCACAGAUUGUCUUUAAAGAAGUUCAGAAGCUCUUCAAAAGGAAAAACAAUCAGAUUGAACAGUUCUCAGUGAAAAAGGCCGAGAGGUUCCGGAAGCAGACGCCCACCCGGGCGCUCUGCGUGCUGGCGUCCAUCGAAGUGCUGUAUCUGUGGAAGGCCCUCCCCAACUGCUCCUUCGCCAACCUGCAGAGGAUGAGUCAAGCUUGCCAAGCAGUGGAUGAUUCAUCUGUCGUCGGAUUAAAGUAUUUGCUUCUCGGUGCCAUACACAAAUGUCUGGGAAACUCAGAAGAUGCUGUUCAGUUCUUUCAGCGAGCUGUUAAAGAUGAGUUGUGUCGUCAGAAUAAUUUAUACGUUCAGCCGUAUGCUUGCUAUGAACUUGGCUGUCUUCUAUUAGACAAACCAGAGACUGCAGCAAGAGGCAGAACCCUACUUCUUCAAGCAAAGGAGGACUUCUCUGGCUACGACUUUGAGAACAGACUGCAUGUCCGCAUCCAUGCCGCCCUGGCCUCUCUGAGGGAGCUGGCUCCUCAGUGACGGACCCCGGGUUCCUCUCCGCCUCUUCCCACCUGGGUUCCGCACUUUAAAACAAAAGCAGAGGACACGUGAAGACCGGCUUUUCAUUUGAAAACCACCUGUGCCAGGGACACAUAUUCCCCGUUAGGCUGACAUAGUAAAGAUCUAGCUAAAAAGUAACAAUAAUGAUGAUAAUAGUAAUUACGACUCACCACCUGGGGAGAGGGUUAAGUGCCCUUGUUCAAACAUUUUAGUUUUGUGACUUAUUAUUUUUAAAAUAAAAUCCAGCUAAAUAUUCAA